AAUAAAAGAUGAGUCUAUUAUGUUGGGUCAAAAUGAAAGAAAAAGAAAGAAAAAAGAAUCCAAAAUAGACCAAAAAUUUAUGUUAUAGAUAUCAAUAUAAGUAUAUUACUAUACAUCAAUAUAAAUAGGGGAUUUCUAACUAUGCAGGGCCUCAAGCUUCCAAAAUUGACUCAAUUCAUUCUAAAUGUUUCAUUGACUUUAAUUAUUCAAAACAACAGUCAACAUUAUGAUAUGUAAAAACAAGUCAAGAUAUGUAUGACCAUCAAAUUAUGGAAAUGUGGACUUUUUAAAAUAUAUUAAAUUAUUGAUUAUUUUCCAAAUAAUGUAAAAUUUGGAUUGGCUCCCCUUUUGUUUGAAUAGUUUCUGACUUUGUGAAAGACAGCUUGGGAUUAAUUUAAUCUACAUGUAAAGAUUUGCAAACAAUUAUAGAAAAAGACAAAAUGAAAUCUCUCAGUGGGUUUUUGUUUUUCUUGAUAAUAGCUUUUGCCAUUCUUCAAUCAGUCCAAGGUCAAAAUCAAUCAGGAUUUAUCAGCUUGGCUUGUGGAUUAAUCCCUAAGAGUGCAACCUAUACGGAGAAGACAACGAAUAUAUCAUACAUAUCAGACGCGAACUUUAUUGAAAGUGGAAUCAUCGGGAGGAUCGAUGAUUCAUACAAGACACUGUUUCAACAACAGACUUGGACCUUAAGAAGCUUCCCUGAAGGUCAGAGAAACUGUUACACUUUCAACCUUAAAGAGAACAGUAAAUAUCUGAUCAGAGGAACUUUUGUGUACGGAAAUUAUGACGGUCUUAAUCAGAUUCCUGAGUUUGAUCUUCACGUUGGUCCUAAUAAAUGGACUUCUGUUACACUUAAAGGAGUAGCAAAUGCUUCGAUCUACGAGAUCAUCCAUGUUGUAGCACAUGACCGGCUUCAAGUUUGUCUAAUCAAAACCGGAAACACGACACCGUUUAUAUCGUCCUUGGAACUUCGUCCGUUGAGCAACAAUACCUACCAGUGUUUCAAAAAAGAAAAAAAGAACAACAAUACGUACCUAACUCAAAGUGGAUCCCUGAUGUCGUUCGCUAGAAUUUACUUUCCGCAGACUCCAUCUUUCCUCAGGUAUUAUGAAGACGUCCAUGACAGAGUUUGGGUUCCAUAUAUAACUAACGAAACCGUGUCGUUAAUUACUAAUCUUACAAUCGAUACAAGUAUUGGUUCUUACAAUGUGCCUCAACAUGUGGCAAACUCCGCAAUUUUUCCUGCAAAUGCUUCUCAUCCUCUCAACAUAUGGUGGGAUAUUGGCGACACCAAUGCACACUCAUAUAUAUACAUGCAUUUCGCAGAAAUUCAGAAUCUUGGCUCUAAUGAGAUCAGAGAAUUCAACAUUAGUUACAACGGUGGUGAAGUUUGGGAAAGUUUCUUUAGACCUCACAAACUCAAGAUCACAACUAUCUUUAGUCCAACAGCUUUGAGUUCUCCAGAUGGGAAAUUCAAUUUCACUUUUACAAUGACUGAAAGGUCUACUCUUCCUCCACUUAUCAAUGCCCUUGAGGUCUAUACAGAUGUGGAAAAUUUGCUGCUCGAGACACACCAAGAUGAAGUUUCUGCGAUGAUGAACAUCAAGAAAACAUAUGGAUUAAUGAAUAAAAAUAUAAGCUGGCAAGGGGAUCCAUGUUCUCCUAAAAUUUAUCGAUGGAAAGGCGUGAAGUGCCUUUAUCUGAACUCUGAUCAACCUCGCAUCGUAUCCUUGUAUGUCUUUUAUUUCGUUCGUUUAUAUUUCAUAAGCUUUUUUUUUGUUUCGGAGUUUCUCACAGAUUCUAACUCUUUAAACAUUAGGAAGUUGGCAGCGAGUGAUUUGAACGGUGCCAUAACACCUGACAUAGCUGGCCUAACACAACUGAGAGAACUAGAUUUAUCAAAGAAUGAUUUAUCGGGAGAGCUUCCAGAUUUUCUUGCUGAUAUGAAGUUGUUGACGUUCAUAAACAUAAAGGGAAACCCUAAGCUGAAUCUCACAAUUCCAGAUUCUCUUCAACAAAAGAUAGAUGACAAAGUUUUAAUACUACUUAUAGAUGAAAAACUGGGUAGAAAGUUUCCUUUGGUUGCUGUGACGGUAUCGGUGGUGGCUGGUGUGAUCACUUUACUAGCUAUCUUUACCAUAUGUUUCAUUGUCGCAAGGAAAAAACGUAGUGAAGUCCCUAGUAAUAUUAAUAGUGAGACGAGAUCAACCAAUCAAUCAAUCAGAACAAAGGAACGAAUAUUCACGUAUUCUGAGAUACUAAAGAUGACGAAUAACUUUGAGAGAGUUCUUGGUAAAGGAGGCUAUGGAAGAGUGUAUUAUGGAAACUUAAAUGGUACUCAAGUAGCCGUGAAAAUGCUCUUUCAUACAACAGCUGCUCACGACUAUAAUCAUUUCAAAGCAGAGGUUGAAUUUCUUUCAAGAGUUCACCAUAGAAAUUUGGUGGGACUUGUGGGUUACUGUGAUGAUGGUGACAACUUGGCUUUGAUUUAUCAGUACAUGGCCAAUGGAAAUUUAAAGGAGAAUAUGUCAGGAAAAAGCGGUGGACAUGUUCUAACUUGGGAGAACAGACUGCUAAUAGCGAUGGAAGCUGCACAGGGAUUGGAGUAUCUACACAAUGGAAGUGUACCUCCCAUGGUCCAUAGAGAUGUGAAAUCUACUAACAUAUUGUUGAAUGAGCUGUUUGAAGCGAAGCUAGCUGAUUUUGGGCUUUCUAGAUCUUGCCCGGUGGAUGGUGAAACUUCUGAAUCAACAGUAGUAGUUGCAGGAACACCUGGUUACUUAGAUCCUGAGUAAGUAACAAAAAAAAAAUUAUUGAGCAAUUCUCUCGAAUAGCUCUUUUUAAGUUUUUGUCACAAAAUAGUCUUCAAGAAAGAAAAUGAUCAA
Molecule: messenger RNA, 2882 nt
Organism: Brassica napus (rape)
Lineage: Eukaryota; Viridiplantae; Streptophyta; Magnoliopsida; Brassicales; Brassicaceae
Product: probable LRR receptor-like serine/threonine-protein kinase At1g51860
Exons: 11
Coding region: 441-2792 (783 amino acids)
Biological process (GO): protein phosphorylation
Molecular function (GO): protein kinase activity; ATP binding
Source: RefSeq, a predicted model, not a curated record